Messenger RNA from Coregonus clupeaformis (lake whitefish), 1250 nucleotides. It is a transcript of the gene med7, whose product is annotated as mediator complex subunit 7. The coding region runs from base 112 to 861 and encodes 249 amino acids. Gene Ontology annotation, molecular function: transcription coregulator activity. The record is from RefSeq and is a predicted model, not a curated record. NCBI's taxonomy places the organism in Eukaryota, Metazoa, Chordata, Actinopteri, Salmoniformes, Salmonidae. Gene Ontology annotation, biological process: regulation of transcription by RNA polymerase II. The transcript has 2 exons. Gene Ontology annotation, cellular component: mediator complex.
ACAGGGGCAGACGUAGCGCAUACAAAUGUCUUGUGAAAAGCAAUAAUUGUGGUGGUGAAUUCAGUCUAUAGUAAACACAGUACUUGAGGACUCCAUAGAAAGGCCUCUACCAUGGGUGAACCACAGCAAGUGAGUGCCCUGCCUCCCCCUCCCAUGCAGUACAUCAAGGAGUACACGGACGAGAACAUCCGCAAGGGGCUCGCCCCCAAACCCCCUCCUCCCAUCCGAGACACCUACAUGAUGUUCGGCAACCAGUUCCAGUGUGACGACCUGAUCAUCAGACCGCUGGAGAGCCAGGGCAUCGAGCGGCUCCACCCCAUGCAGUUCCACCACAAACGGGAGCUCAAGAAGCUCAACAUGUCCAUCCUGGUGAAUUUCUUGGAUCUCCUGGACAUCUUGAUCAAGAGCCCUGGCAGUAUAAAGAGAGAGGAGAAGCUGGAGGACCUGAAGCUGUUGUUUGUCCAUAUGCACCAUCUGAUCAAUGAGUACCGUCCGCACCAGGCCAGAGAGACCCUGAGGGUGAUGAUGGAAGUGCAGAAGAGACAGCGCCUAGAGACGGCAGAGAGGUUCCAGAAACAUCUGGAGAGGGUGGUAGAGAUGAUCCAGGGGUGCCUGGCCUCCCUGCCCCACGACCUGCCCCAGACUGAGGGCUCGAGUGGGGCAGGGGAUGGGGCGAGGGGUGGUGGGGCGUUGGGGUUGGCCGCCAGGCUAAAGACUGAACCCAUGGACGUGGAGGAGUCUGGGGCUAGCUGUAUGGCUGUUGGGCCACAACAGGACAAAAGCACGGGUGGUGCUGCUAAGAAAGACAGAGUAUGGGACAAGGAUGCAGCCAUGUGUAGUAUUAUCGAUGAGAUUGCCUGAGUUUUGUAUUUAGAGCUGGGGUCUCUACAGCAGGGUGCAAUGAUGAAGAACGUUCAGAUAGAAAUGUGUUCUGUAGAACAAUGAUUGUCUGUUGGUCUCGGUUGAAUUGUUUUGUAUGCUUAAUGUAGUUAUGAUCACAUACGCUGUCUGCAGUUUUAUAGUAUUUUUCUUAAGUCAAAGCUUUACUGAAACGAUGUGUCAUGGACUAUGAAGACACACCUUCCUUGAGUUGAGACAUUUGGGAUAUCAUUGGGGUUUGAAUGCUGCUAAAUUCAUAAUUUCAUAAAUAAGUUUUAAUAAAGCAAUUUCCAAGUCCUGUAACAUAAUUUAUUAAUUUUCACUAUCAUGGUUUGGAUUGACUGUUGAAUUAAAGAAAUAAUUAGGCCUAC